Dacryopinax primogenitus is the source of this 1131-nucleotide messenger RNA. Its product is annotated as PAP2-domain-containing protein. The record is from RefSeq and is a predicted model, not a curated record. Gene Ontology annotation, biological process: phospholipid metabolic process. Gene Ontology annotation, molecular function: phosphatidate phosphatase activity. Lineage: Eukaryota; Fungi; Basidiomycota; Dacrymycetes; Dacrymycetales; Dacrymycetaceae. The transcript is spliced from 2 exons. The coding region runs from base 1 to 1131 and encodes 376 amino acids.
AUGUCCUAUCCAUCACCCACUCGAUCACCCACUCCCUUCCCUUCCCCUCCACGCAUCAUACACCGUCUCAUAUAUGGUCCACCCACUCCAAAGCCACCUACAGACACGGCACACGUCUUUGCUCUCAUACGCUCUUAUGCUCCAGACUAUGCUCUCACUAUACUCCUCUUCUUCAUAUUCGGUCUCAUCGCUCAUCGUCCAGGAUUCAAACAACAAUUCUCAACUUUAGAUCCAUCCAUACAGCAUACUUAUGCACAACACGAACGCGUCCCAAUGUGGGCAGCAGUCCUCAUCGCAGCCGUAUUCCCCUUCACCUGCUUCCUCUUCAUAGGCGGGGUAUGGCUCCGCUCAUUAUACGAUUUGCACGCUGCUACCCUCGGUCUCCUCCUUACCUUGUCCCUCACCACUGUCCUCACAGACCUCUGCAAGCUCACCGUCGGACGCCCACGUCCAGACCUCCUCGCCCGUUGUCUCCUCCCUCCCGAUACGUCAGACGCCGGUUUCCCCUACUACGGGCUCGUCUCCGCCUCCCUUUGCACCCAAACCAACCAGCACAUCCUCAACGACGGCUUCAAGUCCUUCUUCUCUGGACACUCUUCCUUCUCCUUCGCAGGUCUCGGUUUUCUCUCCUUCUACCUCGCGGGGAAAGUUGGCCUCUGGGAUAGGAAAGGCCACGCUAUCAAACCGUGGAUAUGUGGUGCUCCGCUCGUGGUCGCAGCGCUCGUUGCUAUCAGCAGGGUCAUGGACUAUAGACAUCAUUGGCAGGACAUUGUUGUUGGGAGCUUGGUGGGGUGGCUCAUGAGCUGGUUCGUUUACCGUCUCUACUACCCACCCCUCACUUCCCCACACGCUUCCAAGCCCUACGCACCGCGCGUACCCCCAUCCGCUCUCUCAGAACAUCACACCAUCCUCCCACUGCACGUCUACUCUCUCGUCUCCAACCCGACCCUUCCCUCCAACCCAAACCCAGCUCGUGAUCCGGAGCUGGAUCAGGACACAGUGCCGGAAGGGAUUGUACCCAGGGAAGAGAGGUGGGGGAGAGGAACACCGAAGUAUACGGCUAUCCCGACUGAGCAAGAUGUUUGGCGGGAGGAAGAGGGGAGGGGGCAGCCCCAGGGAAGUAGGGUGUAG